GCGGCCAAUCUAACAGCAGAGGCAGCCAAUGUGGCGUCGAGGCAGGUGCUGUUCGGCUGGGUGGACCAUGCGGCGUUCGCGCUCAUGCUGACGCUCUCGGUGGCCAUCGGCCUCUACUUCGGCAUCUGCGGCCGCGCCAGGAACACCGCCAAGGUGGACUACCUGCACGGCGGCAAGACGAUGAGGGUGCUCCCCGUCGCCAUCUCCCAGAUCUCGAGUCACGUCUCUGGUACCACGCUGAUGGGCGUUCCUUCUGAGAUCUACUUGUACGGCAGUGUCUACGCCUGGGUCUGUGUGACUAUCAUUCUCUUCUCCAUCAUCACCAACUACAUCUUCCUCCCCGUCUUCUUCGAGCUGCAGCUUACAUCGACGUAUGAGUACUUGGAACGCCGCUUCAGCCGGACCAUCCGCGUCGUGGCGUCAGCGCUCUUCACUACCGGCCUGGUGCUCCAUAUGCCGCUGUACGUCUACAUGCCAGCCAUCGCCCUAAGCCAAGUUUCCGGAGUUAAUGUCCACCUUAUCACUCCACUUGUCAGCGCAGUAUGCAUUUUCUACACAAUGCUGGGCGGCCUGAAGGCGGUGGUGUGGACGGACUUCCUGCAGAGCGGGAUCACGCUGGCGGCCUUCAUCGCGGUGCUCGUGAUGGGACUGGUGGGCGCCGGCGGCUUCUCGGAGGUGUGGCGGGCGGCCAGCGAAGGCGGACGGGCACACAUCCUCGAGAUGACUCCAGACCCAUUCGUACGAAGCUCCUUCUGGACCGUGGUGGUGGGCGCAACAGUUUCCUGUGUGGGCGGAAUUUCGAUCAACCAGGGGAUGGUGCAGAAGUUCCUGGCGCUGCCGAGCAUGACGGCUGCUCGAAAGUCUCUGAUGGGGUUCACUUUCGGUUUGAUGCUUAUGAACGUCAUAAGCAUUUUCUGUGGCCUCCUGUUGUACGCUGCAUAUCACGACUGCGACCCAAUUGCGACUAAAGAGGUGUCUCGUCCAGACCAGCUGCUGCCCUUCUACGUGAUGAGUGUAGCUGGACACGUCCCAGGAUUGCCGGGGCUCUUCGUUGCUGGAAUAUUUGGAGCUGCUCUAAGUUCCAUGUCUGGCUGCCUUAACGCACUAUCUGGGACCAUCUACGAGGACUUUUUGCUUCCUCUGAUGCCAGGGAAGAAGUCCGACGUCGUGGUGAACCUCAUCAUGCAGAGCAUCGUGCUUGUGGUGGGAGCAAUCACCAUAGCUUUGGUCUUUGUAGUAGAGAAGCUGGGCACCGUGCUUGAGCUGGGAUACAGUAUUGGUGGUGUGUCCAACGGCGCCCUGUUGGGUCUCUUCACGCUUGGCAUGCUGGUGCCGUCAGCAAACACCAAGGGUGCUGUUGUUGGCAGCUUGUUGGGUAUGGCGGCUGUGGCAGUUAUUUUAUCAGGGGCGCAGCACGCCGUUGCCACGGGCCGCAUGAAGUAUCCCACGCUACCCACCUCCGUCGAAGGAUGCGCGGCGAAUUUCACAUCUACCAUCGAAACUGUAGCUCAGACAGGUACCGCAAGCCCAGCGACAGACGACGUGCCGCUGCUGUUCCGGCUGUCGUACCUGUACUACACGCUGGUGGGCGCCGUUGUCAUGGUGACGGUGGGCUGGACGGUCAGCUGGCUGACGGGCCCUCUAAGGCCGGGGGACGUGGAGCCCUCGCUGCUGGCGCCCAUGGUCCGCCCUAAACAUCGGCGCCGGGAAGAUGGCGCCACCGACGCCGAGCCGGCAGUCCGUGUGGAGCUGCUGCAGCAGACGAAGCACCAGCCAGAGACGCAGGGGGCCGCCUAGAGCCACGACAAGGGGCGACGAUCUCACUCAGAAAUGCCUUCCUCUACCAAACGGUUUCCCGACCUGUGGAACUUAACAUGUCUCCAUUCUCAAGUGAUGAAAAUAAGUUUCAAAGAGGACCACUUCUCUACCCAUAACCAGGACACCCUCUAAUAUUUCAUAAACAUUUCAAGAUACUGGUACAACAUUCACGCAACGUGAGUUCCUCGAUCAUCAUCAAGAUAUGUACACUGCACAAGUGAAGCAAGUAGUCUUAUGUUUGCAUGUACACAGCUACACGUUGAGAGAAAGUGGUGUAGUUUCCCUACUAUUACUGCGCUAAAUCAAUA
Messenger RNA from Schistocerca americana (American grasshopper), 2126 nucleotides. Its product is annotated as sodium-coupled monocarboxylate transporter 1-like. Gene Ontology annotation, cellular component: membrane. The record is from RefSeq and is a predicted model, not a curated record. Lineage: Eukaryota; Metazoa; Arthropoda; Insecta; Orthoptera; Acrididae. The transcript is spliced from 12 exons. Bases 85 to 1797 code for a protein of 570 amino acids. Gene Ontology annotation, molecular function: symporter activity. Gene Ontology annotation, biological process: sodium ion transport; transmembrane transport.